This is a messenger RNA of Camellia sinensis, 1758 nucleotides long. The record is from RefSeq and is a predicted model, not a curated record. NCBI's taxonomy places the organism in Eukaryota, Viridiplantae, Streptophyta, Magnoliopsida, Ericales, Theaceae.
AUGAGCAAGGAAGCCGAAAACAAGAUGAAAGAAGUAAAAAAUCUCACUCAGAGUGGCAAUUUUAGCAUAGUUGCACAUCCUAAGCCAUUUGCUCAAGAACUUCAAUUCCCAUCAUCAAGUGCAAACUAUGCAAAUUUUGAAUCGCGAGAAUUGGUUUUCAAUAACAUCAUGGUGGCAUUACAAGAUUCCAAUGUUAAAAUGAUUGGAGUAUAUGGAACAGGAGGCGUUGGUAAGACGACAAUGGUUGAAGAGAUUGGCAAACAAGUGAAAAAUGGACUUUUUGAUGAAGUCGUGGUGGCAGUUGUCUCUCAGGACGCAAAUGUGAGCAAUAUUCAAGGGCAACUCGCUGAUCGCUUGAGUCUGAAACUAAAAGGGGAAACUGAAGUGGGAAAAGCAAAUGAAUUGUGGAAUAGAUUGAACAAUGGGAAGAAAAAUCUCAUUAUAUUGGAUGAUAUGUGGCAAGAAUUGAAGUUGAAGACAGUAGGGAUUCCUAUUACUGAUGGAAACAAUUGUUGCAAAGUUGUGAUAACGUCUCGAAUCCGAUGUGUGUUGGACAAGAUGCAUGUUGAUAGAUAUGUUCCAAUGCAAGUAUUAUUAGAGAAAGAAGCACGGGCCCUAUUCAAGACGAUGGUGGGAAAUUCUGUUGACUCUCCUGAAUUCCAUGAUAUAGUUGAUGUAGUCUGUAAAGAGUGUGGAGGCUUGCCGGUCGCUAUACUUGCAGUUGGAGCCGCAUUGAAAGAUAAGAAAAAAUAUGUCUGGGAAGAUGUACUUGAUCAAUUCAAAGAUUCCAUGCUAAAGAAUAUUGUGGGAAUCGACCCAAAGGUGUAUGCUUCCUUAAAGUUAAGCUAUGAUCAGUUAGAAUCUAGUGAUGCAAAAUCAUGCUUCUUGCUAUGUUGUUUCUUUCCUGAAGAUGCUAAUAUUUCAAUUGAAGUGUUGACGAGACAUUGCAUAGCGAGAAGUUUGCUUGGACAAAACACAAAUACACAAAGAAGAGCAAGCUGUCGAGUACUUACAGUGGUCGAUAUCCUCAAAGAUGCUUGUUUGUUAUUAGCAGGCAAAGAUGAAAACUUUGUCAAAAUGCAUGAUGUCAUUCGAGAUGUUGCUCUUUCAAUUGCGAAAGAUGAUGGCAAGGAAAUUCUAGUAAAACAUGGUGACAAAAAGUGGCCCGAGAAAGAUACAUGCGAAUCUUCCUCAGCAAUGUCAUUAAUGUUCGACUACACUCUUGAGCUUCCGAAGCUUCCGGAUGAUUUGGUAUGUCCACAACUCCACACCUUGACCAUAGUAUUGGAAUGGGAUUGGCGUAGCGAUGCUUUGCUUAAUGUUUCAGAUAGGUUUUUCAGUGGAAUGGAGAAACUUACAAUUUUAGAAUUGAAUAGAAUCUGUAUGUUGCCUCCAUUAUCUCUUGCAAAUUUGGUUAACCUUCGGAUGUUACGGUUAGAUUAUUGUGAGUUGGGAGACGUAGCUAUACUCAAGGAUCUAAAUAAUAACCUUGAAAUACUUAGCCUUCAAGGUUCUAAUAUCAAUGUUUUUCCAUCAGAGAUAGAACAAUUGACUCGUCAUCGGUUGUUAGAUCUGGGAAAUUGUGAAAAGCUCACAGAGAUUCCACAGGGUGUCCUAUCCAAUUUGUCUCGCUUGGAAGAAUUAUACAUUUUUGAUGUUACAUUCCCUGCCUUGGAGAGAUUGGAUAUUGAUGGACUAACAAUCAUAAAGAGAUAUGGGAUAGGAAAUUACUUCCAUCAGAGUCUUUUCAACAAUUGA